AUGGGUCGAUACCAACCGAUACGCCUUCUACUGCUUGCGCUCAGCGUCCUCAUCCCGCUGAAUGUUUGGUCCUUGCCCCCCCACUUGCCGUACCCAAACCUCCCCGGCAAAUUCGUGCGUUUCAGCGAGCUUGACAAGUGCCCUGAUCUACCCAGGAGGGAGACUCCAAAGUCUGCCAAAGACGUGCGCCCAGAUGACAUCAGAGUGGUCAUGGCUCUUGGCGAUAGUAUCUCUGCUGGCCUGCUCGCCCGUCCUUCUCGGACCUCGUCAUCUUCUGUCCUGCCACAGAUCCCAUUCCUCCCCAAAUCGGUGGAUAUACAGGAAUACCGCGGGGUUUCGUAUCCCAUCGGCAGCGACCCGGGUGCGGUGACCAUUCCCAAUAUCCUAUCCCAUUUCAUCACCAGCUCCUCAGAACCAGGGACUAAAGUCCAAGGUGGAUCCACAGGUCAUCAUCCCCCAGUAGCUUGCCUACAAGGCUUGGGCGUCCGAGGCUGCAUGCCCCGUCCCGACGAAGACGGUCUCAACGCCGCCAUCUCUGGCUCUGUCUCCGCCUCCCUCCUACGCCAGGCUGAAGACCUUCCCCCAAGACUCUCCGAGCUCGGUCUUCCCAAAGAGGGAGAGUGGGCGUAUCUCAACCUGGGCAUAGGUGCCAACGAUAUCUGUGCUUUCUGUCUCUCGCCGAAUAUCAGUCUUUCUGGCGAUUUUUCUUUUGCUUGGGAGUUUGGCUCUCCCGGUUCACCCAAGCAAUUCGCAAACGACAUACGCACAGCUAUCAACGCUCUUCGUCCCCACCUUCCUCACCUGAUAGUCAACAUCGUCGGCCUCCUCCGUGUCUCCUCUCUCUACCGCCUAACCCUCAAAUCACCCUAUUGUCAACCCCCGCUAUUACCACACAUACCGCAUUUGCCACUAGAAUGCGGUUGCGCAAUGAUACCCGGUCCAGCGGGCGACUGGACGAGGCGGAAGAUGGAUGAGCUUGGAGAAGAGUAUGACGAGGCUGUUCUGGAGCUUGUCAGGGAGUGGGAGCAGGAAGGAGACGAUGGGUUUGGUGUUAUAUGGUGGCCGGGUUCCGCGAUAGAUCUGGAGAGCUAUCCCAUAAAGGCGCUCUCGCCGUUGGACUGCUUUCAUCCUUCCGAGGCAGCUCAUCAGCGCGUCGCUGCGGGCUUCUGGAACAGGCUUACACUGAGCCUUGAAAAAAAGUACCUACCCAUCAAAUGGGAGGAAGACAUAUGGGUCCGGUGCUUGGAAGAGCACGACCGCUUCCCUAUCGGCAUGGUUUCUGGAUCCUUGCAAACCUGA
This is a messenger RNA of Cryptococcus amylolentus CBS 6039, 1299 nucleotides long. RefSeq lists its product as hypothetical. Gene Ontology annotation, biological process: phospholipid metabolic process. The transcript is spliced from 4 exons. The record is from RefSeq and is a predicted model, not a curated record. Lineage: Eukaryota; Fungi; Basidiomycota; Tremellomycetes; Tremellales; Cryptococcaceae. Gene Ontology annotation, molecular function: glycerophospholipase activity. The coding region runs from base 1 to 1299 and encodes 432 amino acids.